Molecule: messenger RNA, 1377 nt
Organism: Paramecium primaurelia
Lineage: Eukaryota; Ciliophora; Oligohymenophorea; Peniculida; Parameciidae
Source: the annotation of a GenBank genome assembly
AUGUAAGUUGAAAAUAAUGUGGUAGAAAAUAAAAAGAAAGAAGAAAAUGAAGAAGAAACAAAAGGAGUUGUGACUAUGAAAAGGAGAUUAAUAGCUUCUUUUGAUCUAUUUUAAUUUAUGCCUGUUCCUAAAACUGAAAUGGUAUCCUCUAGAAGAAGUUUAUAUGGAAGUCUAUUGAUGAUUGGAUGUUUUUUAGCUUAUUUUAUCUAUACACUUGUUGGUACAUAUUAAGAUUCUAAUUCUAGCAUUUAUUACUAAUAAUAGUCCAACAGUAAAUUAGUAUGAAGAAAUAUUGGAGGCCUUAAAUAUAACUUUACCAGAAAUAGCUUUUGGAUACUUUUUUGGAGAUCCGUAUAAAUUAAUUUAAAUUAAAUGUUAGGUUUACCAAAACAAUAAAUGAUCCUUCUAUCUUUUAAUUUGAAAUGUUUUAAGUUACUAAAUUUCAAGAUGUCUCUAAAAAAGAUGUAAAAACAUAAAUACCGUUAAAAUCUUGCAAUCCUGAUUGGAUUCCAGCAUCUAAUUAUACAAUUCUUUGUCCAAAGUAAAAUUUAUUUUUUAAAUUCAAGUGAAUCCGCAAAUAUGUCAGGAGCUCUUUAUCAAACUCCAGAGUUUACUUAUCCUAGAAUAUAAGUGUAAUAUUGCAACUAAGGUGGCAAUUAAACCUGUAUAAGUUAAUAAGAAAUCGAUUAGAUUGCAGCUGGGUAUAGAUUCUCAAUCUUAUUUGCCAAGUGGAAGAAUUUUAUUAUAUAUUCGGGACAAUUCACCAAAUUUCGAUCUUACUACUGGAAAAUCUGUUGAAAGUGUGCCUUAUUCUACUUAUUAAUACUUUCUAAUGCCUGGAUUAUAUCCCAGAACUGAAAUAUUCUUUUAACUUGAGAAAUAUACAAUAAAGCCUGAUUUUUUGAGAAGAUGGUCAAAUGAUGUUAGAAAUUUCUUAAGUAUUUAAAAAAUUAAUAGUUGGAUUACAAAUGUGAGUGUAUAUAGUAGUGAUAAUGCAUAUUAAAUAGGAUUUAGAACAGAAUUAGUAUAAAAAAUUAAAUUAAUUUUAGACAUAAUAAAUCUCUGUUUUGACCUAUUCAACAUCAUUUGAUAUGAUAUCAAUUGUGGGUGCAUUUUGGGGAGUUUUGUAUUUUAUUAUUAUUUAUUAGAUUCUCUUCAUUUGCAGCAUAUUUUUUAAUUUAUAAUAAAGAAACUUUUUAUAGAGAAAAUAAAUAGUGGGAAGAUUUUGGAAAAUAGAUAGGUGUCAGAAAAGCAGCUGAUGCUUUUAAUUUAACUGAGGAAACACCUCAUUCUAAGGUUAAUGAUUCUAUUGUAUUUGAAAUGACUGAAAUUCAUUAAGAUAAUAAUCAUUCUCAAAAUGAAUAAGAUAGAAUUUGA